Messenger RNA from Setaria italica (foxtail millet), 958 nucleotides. Its product is annotated as blue copper protein. The record is from RefSeq and is a predicted model, not a curated record. NCBI's taxonomy places the organism in Eukaryota, Viridiplantae, Streptophyta, Magnoliopsida, Poales, Poaceae. Bases 120 to 782 code for a protein of 220 amino acids. Gene Ontology annotation, molecular function: electron transfer activity. Gene Ontology annotation, cellular component: plasma membrane. The transcript is spliced from 2 exons.
UUCCCGUCGUCUCUGCGUCGUCAGUUCCCAAUUUCUCAUUAGCUAGUGCGGCGCAACGCCAUCCAAAGUAAAGCCAGCUGCUUUCGGAAACUCUUGUCUGAUCAGCGGUGCUCAACCCAAUGACUUCCUGCUGGGUCUCUCGGUUGCCUCUGGCAGUUCUGCUGCUCGUGGCCACCUGCUCCUCCACGGCUGCUGCCUCCUCCUACACCGUCGGCGAUGGCUCCGGCUGGACCACCGGCGUCGACUACACCUCAUGGACCGCCUCCAAAACCUUCAAAGUCGGUGACAGCCUCGUGUUCAACUACGCGAAAGGGUUGCACACGGUGGUGGAGGUGAGCGCGGCGGAGUACAUGGCGUGCACGGCGGCGAAUCCGCUGGGAUCCGACAGCAGCGGCGCGACCACGGUGCCCCUCAAGACGCCCGGCACCCACUACUUCGUGUGCAGCAUCACGGGCCACUGCGGCGCCGGGAUGAAGCUCGCCGUGACCGUCGGCGGCUCCUCCUCCCCCGCCUCGCCGACCCCGACGACGACGCCGAGGACGUCCCCAACCCCUACCACGCCCUACACGACGCCGAUGCCGACGACCCCGACCACCACCACGCCGACGCCGUACACGACGCCGACGACCCCAACGUGCUCUGGAGGUGGCGGGGGAGGCACCACCGCAACCCCGGGCACGACGCCGUUCAUGUCGUACCCCAGCGCGGCCGGCCUCGGUUCGGCGUCGUUGGCCGGGUUUGGCCUGGUUUGUUGUAUGAUGUUCCAGCUAGUGCUGCUCUAGACACAAGGGCCAUGACCGACCAGGAUGGAGGCAGUGCUAGAUAUAGCUAAGCUAGGUCAUGUCUCCGGUGACGUGCUACUGAUGUGCUCGUUCUUUGUUACGGAUGUCCCCUUGGAUGAAGGAAACUGGUUUCGGCUCUGACUCGCGGUGCUGUCACUUUCGUUGAGCCAGUUGAA